This is a messenger RNA of Trichomonas vaginalis G3, 384 nucleotides long. RefSeq names its product spectrin binding. Lineage: Eukaryota; Parabasalia; Trichomonadida; Trichomonadidae. The coding region runs from base 1 to 384 and encodes 127 amino acids. The transcript has a single exon. The record is from RefSeq and is a predicted model, not a curated record.
AUGGAAAGAACUCUUACAUUUACAGAUGAUGAAUUCCACCAAAAUUCAUAUUGCAAUUCUUUGAAUUCUCAGAUUCAAUGCGGAAAAAAUAAUGGAGAUCAAGGAUAUAGUUGUAAAACCACAGAUAAUAUUAGUUAUCCUCACGAUGAUGAUUGUUUUAGUUAUUUCGAAAAGAAUCUUACAGAUGAUCAGGAUUUCAAGGAGACAUAUUGGGAUUAUAUAAGUUUUGCUUGUAAUGCUAAGAAUGCUGGACGUUGUUACUUUCAAGUAUUUUUUGAUGAUGAUCAAGGUUACGUCACUCGCUGCAAAAAAUAUCUAGAUACCAUCCACACGUAUGAUAUUCAGCCAGUUUCAUUGAAAAGGCCAGAAAAAUUAGAAAAUUAA